AUGCAGCGCCCGCAGCGCGUCCGCUCGCACUACGACAUCCUCGGCGUCGCGCGAGACGCAUCGCUCGACGAUCUGAAGCGCGCGUACCGCAAGCUCGCGCUCGUGCUGCACCCGGACAAGCGCGUCGACGGCGUGAGCGAGGAGGAGGCGGUGGUGAGGUUCCAGACGCUCGUCGAGGCGUUCAAGGUGCGCUCAGUGACGGGCGGCGACGCCGGCGGUCGACGGAACGGAUCCCCGCGGACGGCACCCGCGAUUCGAAUCGAAGAUAAAUCCGAAUCGCGCUGA
Messenger RNA from Micromonas pusilla CCMP1545, 285 nucleotides. RefSeq lists its product as uncharacterized. The record is from RefSeq and is a predicted model, not a curated record. Bases 1 to 285 code for a protein of 94 amino acids. Lineage: Eukaryota; Viridiplantae; Chlorophyta; Mamiellophyceae; Mamiellales; Mamiellaceae. The transcript has a single exon.